AGCGACUCGGACAUGUUCGGGACAUGUCAGUGCGUGCGCGCUCACACACUGCGGGCCUGUGCACAUACACGCACACGCAGGCCCGCAGCGCGUGUGUAUGUGUCACGGGGUGAUGAGUCACAGUUAAACUAGACUCAGUUUCAGUUUAGUUUUCACUCCGACAGACGGACUUUACUCCAGAAAACCUGAAAAUGCAGAAUCAGAGCACAAACCAGAUGGGCCAGACCCAGAAAACUGUCAUCCCAAAAGUCCGGUAUCACCCAACCAUCCAGACCCAGACACCUGGAGACGGAGCAGGAGCCAAAGGCAGAACCGUCCAAACUCACAAGACCAGACCUGCUUCUGUACGACCCCCUCAGACUGGGACUGACAAUAAGACAGUCAAGGAGAACCAGGAUGCCCACAAGACCCCUCGGGUCAAUCCUGCAGUGAGACCGCAUCCUGAUGGCGGACAAAAACAAAAACAGAGCACCCAGAAACCCGUUAAGAGACCGGUUCAGAAAGCUGCUCCAGAUCCGGAUCCUGCACAAACACCAGAUCAGCUCUCUGACAGGGCCCCUCUCAAACCAGAGCAGGUCCCUCCAGGUCUCGGACACCAGUUGGACAGGUGGAUUGUGGAGGAAGUGGAGGUUCGGACCCGCGGACAGAGGACCAAUCAGGAUUGGUUCAUCUGGAGGAAGAACCGGAUCACGGCCUCUGUGGCUCACCGCAUCGCUCACAGCCGCUUUGUUCAUGGCAAGAGCAAAACCCCGCCCACCUCCUACCUGGCUGCUGUCACAGGUGAGGAGCGGCGCAUCCAGACCAGAGCCAUGAGCUGGGGGGUCCACAUGGAGGCUCAGGUGGUCCGCAGGUAUCAGACACUGAAGAGCGCCGCCUUGGGCCAGUCGAUCUCGGUUCAGGACUGCGGUCUGUUCAUUGACGCUCGGCGGCCCUGGUUGGCUGCGAGUCCUGACGGGAUUGUGACGGACAGCCAGACCGGCCAAUGGCUGCUCUGCCUGGAGGUGAAGUGUCCCUACAAGCACAGACACAGACGAGUGGAGGACGCCUGCAGGGACGACCCCGCCUUCUGUCUGGAAUUACAGGAUGAGAACGGACGGCAGCCUGGGGGGUCCCCAGCCUACAGUCUGAAGAGGUCUCACAGUUACUUCACGCAGAUCCAGUGUCAGCUGGCGGUGACGGGCCUGCGGCAGGCCGACCUCGUCGUCUUCACCCUGAAAGAGACGGCCGUCGUCCCGGUGACCUUUGACCCCGACCUGUGGGAGGAAACGGUGUCCAAACUGCAGGUGUUUUACAGGGACGCCGUCCUGCCUCACCUGAGAGAGAAGACACAGCAGGACACAUCAGCGGCCUGGACUGCAGAGCUGUAGAGACGCUUGCUGCUCUGUGGUGACCUCUGACCUCAGUGGAGGUGCUGGUGGUUUCUGGUUUUUGUAGAAACGCUCUCGAUCUCCUGCCUCCUGGCUAACCGUAUUUAUUUGCUGACCUGCCCACGAUAGAAGCACAAAAGUAAAAAUGACCAAAUCAGCAAAAUCUGAGCAAGUGAACGAACUCAGGCAUGGUUAGCACGCGCUGCGCUGAAACGCUGCCGGUGGAGGAGACACAGCGGGGGGGGGGGUCUCAGGGUUCGAGCAGAGAACAGAUUUCAUGACUGGACGUGAUGAUGGAGUGUGAACAGCUUCCUCAGGUUGUCAGAGUGCUCGACAGUUGUCUGUCCACCAGCUAAUGUUUGUAUCGUUGUCCUGAAACCCUUCAGGAGGCAGUUUAUUGACUUCUUUCUGACUUCUGAACUUUAUUCUUGUUGUUAAUACAUUUUACUGAUGAA
Chelmon rostratus (copperband butterflyfish) is the source of this 1822-nucleotide messenger RNA. RefSeq lists its product as uncharacterized. Bases 192 to 1367 code for a protein of 391 amino acids. The record is from RefSeq and is a predicted model, not a curated record. The transcript has 5 exons. Lineage: Eukaryota; Metazoa; Chordata; Actinopteri; Chaetodontiformes; Chaetodontidae.